Messenger RNA from Bombus pyrosoma, 8739 nucleotides. Its product is annotated as homeobox protein PKNOX2-like. NCBI's taxonomy places the organism in Eukaryota, Metazoa, Arthropoda, Insecta, Hymenoptera, Apidae. The transcript has 9 exons. Bases 2234 to 3694 code for a protein of 486 amino acids. Gene Ontology annotation, biological process: regulation of transcription by RNA polymerase II. Gene Ontology annotation, molecular function: RNA polymerase II cis-regulatory region sequence-specific DNA binding; DNA-binding transcription factor activity, RNA polymerase II-specific. The record is from RefSeq and is a predicted model, not a curated record.
UAAGUUAAUUCAUAAACGGAAUAAAAACGAAUAUAAUCGAAUAUCAAUAAUUAACCUAAGUGGAAAUAACUAUAAAAUAUUUUUGAUAUCGUAAAAUAAUUCCAUAAAUAUCAACAUGACUGCUUGAAUACUAAAAAUCGAGAGCAUCUGGAUUACGAGAUUUCGAUGGAUAUUAUAGAUUAUUAUUUGAAGUAUACUUUUCAUUUCCUGUCUCUCUCUGCUCAUUAGAGCAUUACGCUUUGUCUGUCUCGCUUCUCUGUAACAGCUGCUGCCGAAUAAUAUCGAAUACCAAAGAAUUUGAAAGUGAGAUGCGCAAUGCGUCGUUUAGAAUAAAAUAAAAUAAAGAAGAUAGACGUCACCCCUUCUCACGUUCGCAAUGUAACUGCGAAAUAUGAUAAAAGUAAACAAUGAUAAUGGUGGGUUCUUCAAUGAAACAGUAUCACGUUGAAAGGAAGAACGAAUUAAUAAUGGAGGAACAUCGAGAAAAUAAUUAAUAAAAUGAAAGUUAAGUAACGCAGUUUCUUUUGAAAUUUUAUUUACUUUUAAUGAAAAAUACAGUUAAUUUGUAGAAAAUGUCGAUGUCAUUGUGAACGCACCAUAAAACGGAAUGGGAGAACUUCCUUACCGAUAGUUUAUUGCUGUAGUAGCCGAGGUUGAAAUUAAAAUAAUGGUUCCUAGAGAAGAAUGUAGAUGAAGUUUGAAAAGAUGAACACAUGGGAGAACAUUUUUUUCAUUAUUCUUGAAAAUUAUAAAGAAACAAAAAUCGUCGAUAAGACACUAAAUUAUUGAAUUAUAUAUUUCAUUAUAUUUCAAUAUUUUUUUUUUAGAGAAGUUACCUUCUAGUAUAAAGAGCAAGACCAGGUAAACUAUCUGUUACCUACCAUAAAAUGAUUUUGAAAAUGAAUAUCAUAUUGUCACUUUUCUCGACAAAGGUGACACAGAGUGACGCUACUAUAUUCAUGAAAAAUGCAUGGUUUGGUCCAUUCCUCACGAAGAGACGUACAAAUCUUUUUAUUGUAUAGAAAACAAACUUAUACACAUAAAUUACCUCUAUAAAGAAAAGAAUAUUACGAAACAGCGGACGCAGAUUUCCACGGAGAGAUAAUUUGACGUUUGACCUAAACGAAUGAGAUAGCAAAAAGAACGUAAGAAAUUCUAAAAGAAGGGAAAGAAAAAAGAAGAAGUUGAAACACGUUAAGGCCGUUUCGAUGUGUGGCUGCAGUCGUAGAAAUGAAGCACACUGACCGUUCACCGUCAGCGAUAAUAUUUUUAAAUGAAAGCGGCGAGAGAGGCGACUGGCACAAUAAAUAUCGGGUUUAACGGAAAGACGCGAGUGUGUUGGAAGCACCACUUGCAAGUAAUGGUUACCUCUGUCCACCUCCUUUUUUUACCGCUUCCCUAGUUCAGCUACCACCUCGCGGCAUUCCCUUUAAUGUAUCUAACUCUUCUUCUCAUAUACCGAUACUUUCUCUCGCUUACUCAUUCUCUACGACUAUUCCGUCACGACGAAGUUUUGAUAAAAUGUCAGGAGAACGGCUAUUCCCAUUAUUCGAAGAAGAAUAAGAUUCCAUUGUGUAUUCAUCCUUUAUACACAUACUCUAAUCUUUGUUACCUUUAGAUUUAAAAGUUGUACUAUACUUUGCGAAUUUUUAUAAAAUGGAUUAUGUAUUAUGUAUCUAGGACUGAAGGAUACAUGGAAGAUGCAACUUAUACAAUAUUAUAUUUUUUCAUGAGAAAAGAAAUGAAUUUUCUUCUAGAUAGAGAUUUCGAAAACAAUCUUAAGACAACUAUAGCUAUCAGUCGUAACCACGAUUUUUCGGGUGUCGUCGUCUUGUCAGCCAGUCGUGUGUCGCAGUACUUUAUUUAUUCAUACCGAGGGAACGUGUAUGGGGAUUGGGGAAAAUUCAAAAGGAACGUUCGGAAUGGGAAGCAGAACUGGUGCCAGCAACAGUGCUGAUGGUGUUGAGACCGUCUAACGAUGACAUUUAAAUGCAGUGCCGCGCAUCGUUUGGUUCUUCGUGCCACGACGAUUCUCUCCUUCCCCGACCCCUUCUUUUUCCUCUCGUCUCAUCUCUACCCCUGGUUCAUCUCUACUCGAAAUACGCCGGGAUAUCUUGCUUAAAGAUAAUCGUGUAAAUUAUUGGAAGACUGAGGAUAGAUCGAGGAAUAUUUACAUAUCAGAGGCCCCGGAGGACCUGGGCAACGAUGGAAGCUGCCAGACAGGAAUGAUAGAAUGCAAGAGGGUAGCACCGCCGUGGCGCUAGCGAUGGUGACUCCUGGCUACGAUCAGGACCCUGCAAGUGGGGUUGCCGAUUACACGACUCAUCAAGAUCAGGCUCAGUUCGAGGCAGACAAGAGGGCAGUCUAUAAACAUCCCCUCUUCCCAUUGCUCGCGUUACUUUUUGAAAGAUGCGAACAAGCUACACAGAGUUCGGACAACUCGACGUCCGAAAGCUUCAACAUGGACAUACAGGCCUUCGUCCAACACCAAGAAAGAGACCGAAAGCCUUUCCUAAUCAAUGACCCCGAAAUUGACGGUUUGAUGAUCAAAGCGAUACAGGUGCUGCGGAUUCACCUACUCGAGCUGGAAAAAGUGCAGGAGCUGUGCAAGGACUUUUGCAACAGGUACAUCACGUGCCUGAAGGGCAAGAUGCAGAGCGAGAAUCUGCUACGCAGCGAUUACAGUCACCAUGGACACGAUAUGGGUCCAUCGAGUGGCAGCAACGGAAGCAGUCCUUUGCAGGUGCUGUCUUCUACAGGCAAUGAUGUUGAGUCGGGAGCUAACGGAUUCAGAGUGAGCAGAGGCGACACCCUGUCGGAGAACGGUGGUGCGAGUCAGUUGGCUGCGCAAGAGGAAACCGGUAACGACAGGCCGCCGUCGGUGCGAUCAUCUUCCACUGCUCAGCGUUCGAUCAGAUCCUCCAGCCAGGACCAUGACGAUCCACUGUCACCUUCCACGGUACACGGGAGCACACCACUUUCACAAAUUGGGGCUCAUUCCUGUGCACCAGUCAACGAUAUCUAUCUUGGUCAAGAUGAUAUGGACUGUGUGAAUAUUGGCGACAGAAUAUAUUUAGAAGAGGUUGGUUAUUGGGGCCUCCUUGCCUUGCAAGAGCGUGAAAAUGAAUACGUCGAUGUCGGGGAUGCGAAUGACGAAAAGUAUUUUGAUAUUACCGUGGCUGGUUCUCCUUCACCUGCACCAAGUGAAGACGAAGAUGAAGGAUGUGGCACUGGCACUGCUACUUCCAAUCACAGUAGUGGUGGUCAUGGAGGUAAUCAUAGCAGCGUUAAGAAAGGAAGACAAAAACGGGGCGUCUUACCUAAACAAGCUACAAGCAUUAUGCGAACUUGGCUCUUCGAACAUUUAGUUCAUCCAUACCCCACGGAGGAUGAGAAGCGUCAAAUAGCGGGUCAAACGAACUUAACGUUGCUACAAGUCAAUAAUUGGUUCAUCAAUGCUCGUCGAAGAAUCCUUCAGCCAAUGCUCGACGGUGCCGGAGCGGAUUCGAUACAGCGAGCCGGGAAACGUCACAAGGUAUCGAAACACGUGGUGCAACACCAACAGGUGCAGCCACAACAAGGCGGUGGCUGGCAAUCUGAAGAUUCUGGAAGUGACUCCGGUUCCAGCGACGGUGAGGGAGGUGCCGAUAGAUCGAAAGAUGGUAACGAUAGCGACGAAGAUGAUCUUCACUGACCUCUGUCGAUCAUUAAAACAUCAACCUCUUUACGGUACCUUCAAAUCCAGUUGCUCAUUACAGUAUUAAGGUAUUCGAGAAUAGAUUUCGCUUUAACUGUCAAAUACGUAAUUAUUCUCGCGAAAAUCAAGGGUAUUAUUGGUCGAGGUUAUCACGCUCUCUUAUCGGAUCCGACAGUUUCAAUCUCUUUUACUAUCCAUGGAGUAUCUUAGCGUUUUUAAACAUCGUUAUUCGUUAACUACGGUCCGAGAAAGAUUGAACAAGAAAUCCUGUAUAAUUCGUAACAUGUUCUUUCCCUUUAUUUUUAUUUUUUUUUUUUUAUACAUUGUCUGUAGGAAUAAUUCGAUCAUGAUAAGAAAGAAUUUUAGGAUUGUUAUAUUUUUUAAUCAGUUUCCUUAAUUCGUUGAUAAGCAAGUUACAUUGAAGCAACUUUUCUUCUUCUGAAUAAUUCGUUAUUUUUUACGGUUGUUUCUUCUUAAUGAUUCAAUUUUAAUGAUUAUUAAUUUAUGUGUAAUAGUUCAAGGCGACAAAUGAAGAUGGUAUAAAAAAGUCAUCGUUUGUAUCACAUACUGAACAAUAGACCGUGUUUUCCACGAUGUUUAUCAAUCGAGUUGUUUAGUUGAAUAGUUAGGGAGUAGUUCAAAUCAACUGAUUUGUAGAAGCAAAUUAUUUUUCGAAAGAAGACGGAAAUGUCCGUAAACAAUAUUCACACUGUGAAAGAUCUUUAUGGAGACGAGUAUAUUUGCGUGUAACAUGUACAUUUUUUCUAUGAUAUAAACUACGAACGAAGAGUUUACUCGUUUAACAAAACGAUUAGAAGCAAGUUAAAUCUAAGGUGGCAACAACACAAAAGUCAACGUUACUGUUUAUAUAUUUUUAUAUCGAAACUUUAUUUCCUUCAAGAUGCGUUUUUCCCAGGUUUCGCAGCGAUAUAAAACGUCUUUCAAUAUUUAACAACAAGACAAGAAAAAAGAAUAAGAUCAAUACGUGCUUAAAGAUCAUAAUUUCUGUAGAAAGUUAGCGAUCUUUAUAUCACUUUAUUUUCAAACUGUUCUGAAAUACUAUUAAACUUACAGAUACAUUUAUCCUAUGAACUCUGGGUGGAAUUAAAAAUGAAAUACUAACGACAUUUAAAGUAAAGGGGAAAAAAGCAAAGAUAAACGUUUGAAUAUUUAUUGGUUCGACCAGCCUCACACAAUUAACUCGAUUCCUGAAUAGUUUUGAGAGAAUUUAGGGAUAUUUCUGUAAAGGGGAGACAUAGUACUUUCUAUAGUGUUAUCGAAAAUCGUCCAAACGAGACUAUGUAUAAUAUAGAUAUCUUAAAUAACGACACAAAUGAACGAUCGUUCUCAACCCUUCCUAAUUAAAAUAAGCUAUGACGAUAUUGUGCUACUACAUUUAACAUAGGCGAGAUAUGUUUUUGUGAUCGGUCGGCAACCAUCGAAAUGCUAAAAAGAUAAACCUAAAUCCCGGGAAAAGCCAUGCGUAAAAAAUGAAGAACUGGAUUACAAUGAAUUAAAAAAGAAGAUGAUUGUGAUGAUCGGUCAGUAAAAUGGUAACAAUCUCGGUCUUGUACUCUUCGUGCCAUUAAAGAGCGUGGUAACUUCCGCGUUUAGUCUUUGUUCAGCUCUGCAGUGUCGUGACAUAGCGAAGUGCUAUCCCUCCAAGAUAAUAAUAAUAAUAAUAAUAAUUAAUAAUUAAUAAUAAUAACAAUAAUAUUAUUAUUAAUAAUAAUACCAUUACGACUAAUAAUGAUAACAACAACAAUGAUAAUAUAAUACUACUUUAAAUAUAUGAUGAUUAUAUUUUUAAACUCUAAGUGUCGUCUUUAAAAGAAGAAAAAAAAAAAAGAAAAAAACACGUGUACCGCAGUUUGAACAAAUGUGGUAAUGCUGUACAUAUACAAUAUACAAGAACUAUUAGAAAUAAAGGAGAAGAACGUUUAAUGUGAUUUCUCUUCAAACAGAAAGCAAGAGAAAACAGGAAAAAUUGAAGAAAAAUAUGAUUAACAAUACAUUUUCUUGUAACUGAAAAAAUACGACAGAGAAAAAAAGUCUAAGGCUCGACGACAAGCACAUGCCAUCUUAGGGUUAUAAGUGUUCAUACAUUCGCUGUCUGCAUAUGAUCGGUUGCGUUUUACUGAAAGUGUCCUCCAAAUUGCGCGUGCUGAAUAGUUAGCGACAUGUAAAAUGUUUUAAUUGAAAGAAUCAGAGAAAAUUGAACGGAAAACAUCACUUAAUCGACGUUGUUUUAAGUUCGAUGACGAUUAAUCAUGUACAUACACAUACGAUGCUCUUCCUGCAUACUUGUCUUCGAUUGUCCUCCAAUUAUUUCCAAGCGUUCCGUCCAUCGCAUUUUCAACACUGUUGAGAUCUUCGACUGCCUUCGAAACGCUAUUCUAAAAGAACAAGCAUUUUUUAAACGAUCAUUCAAAUGUAGAAGUGUAAUCGCAUCUAAGAACGCAACUUAAUAUUAGCAAUAAUUUUCAUAUUUCUUUUACGAUUUUCUCUACUCUUUUAAUGCCUUCGAUGAAGACUAUUUUUCUGUAUUUAAUCAUCCCUUAUCAAUCUGUAAAAUAUGUUAAGGUGAUAUUGGAGAGCGUUAUCGAGUUCCACCGGAUAAUAGGAGAAUGAGAAUGAAAUAAUGAUUCGUUUGAAAUGAAUUUCAUAAAAUCUCUUAAUAAGCUAUGUUGAUGUCAGUGAUUCCUACAUAUACAGCACUCUCUUAAUUUCUGUGCGAGGUAAUAAUAAUAUUAUAAUCUGUAAACAAAUAUAUGAGUAACAAACGAACGCUAGUCCACUGAUUAAAACGCAUAGAGGAUAGCCCGCAUAAGUAGUCGAUUUUUGGUCAUUUUUUGAUCAUUGAUCUCUUCCUAAAAGGACAAGAUGAAACGAUAAAGUUAAGUUAUAGAUGUGCAAAGAUAAGAAAAGAGCAAAUAAUAGUUAUUAAUGUAAACUAUGCGGUCGAUUCUCAAUGUACUCAGAGGAGCGAAAAGUUAAAAAUUAUUGAUUAGGUCUAUUGAUAUUUACUUUGCUAUUCAUUGGUAUUAUACUUUUCUUCCGGUAUAUAAUCGAUGUACAUAGCCGAAACAGGCACAAAGUGCUUCCAUUAGUGGCUUACGAGCUUUUUCCGAACAUUGUUCGAGACAAACUGAUUUCUAUUCCAAUAGUUGGCCAGUGUCUUAUCCGGCUGCUCGAAACUGUUAAACAUGUUCUAAGGGAAAGAAGCAAGUUAAUCGAGGCUUAGUAAAACGAUAUCAUCAGUUGAAGACAGCUUUUAUUACAGUAUAGCUCCAUAUACGGUGUAGUGAUGUAAGUGAAACCAGAAUAAAUGGGGCGAACGAUUGUGGACAAUGGUUGCGAAGAAAAAAAAGAAAAUCAACGAAAAAAACGCUGAUUCGAUUAUAUGACGAACUAUAUAUUAUUUAAUAGCAUUUUUCUACUUUGCUUUUAUCUCUAACUGGAUCAGCGAUUAAUAAAAAUGGUCUACGAUCGCUCGUACCGGUUAGUUCGUCUGUGUUUAUAAGUACCAGCAAUAAAUGCGCACUCUCCCUAAGAAAAUAGAACUAAGAAUCGUCAGCUCGUAUCGCGUCAAAUCACCUGGUACGGGACUAUACUGUACACUCUCGACUAAGUAUAAUUAUAAAGUAAUGGUAGAUUAAGAGGUAGGUUGUAAGGCUGAACCACGUAUACGUAUGUGCUGCGGCACCAGACGACUGUGAUAACUCGGUGGGCGGUGCCCAGCCUCCUACUUCAUACUUGUAUACUGAAAAUUAUGGAAUACUUCAAAGACACACACACAUACAAAUACAUCAUACAUAUACACAAGAUACAAAAAUCAGAGACUAAAUACACAAGUAGAAACAUUUACCAGAAAGGAUUGAAUGUAUAUGUUAGAGCUUGCAUUGAGAGAACUUAGUACUUGGUCCGUAGGCUUGCUUGGAUUGUUCUUUUUGCCCUUUAUAAGUUCUUGCUUGUGAUCAGUGGUUCCUAUUGAGAGUGCUUGUUUUAAAAGUAACUUGGACAUAUUUAAAAACCAACGAGUUGUCUGAAUUGGAUAUUUCAUAUAUUUUGUAAAUAGAAUAGUUGAUAGUAGAUAUACAUUUAUUAUAAUUAUACUAUACAAACAUACACGUACUAUAAUUGUUUACAUUAAAAUAUAAAUAGGGAUAUAAAAAUUCAAAACGUAUGAAUAUUUUCAUCCUUCCAGGUGCAUGAGGACGGACUUCCAAGUAAAUCUCUAAUGUUGCAUUAGUGAUUGAAGUGCAAGCUCUAAAAUAUUUGAGAAGAUAGGAAUGGACCGAAAAGUGUGAUGAUAAUAAGAGUUUUUUUGGUACAAGAUUAAGUUUCAUGUUUUGACUGCCUGAGUUCGUUGAAUUAUUUGUUUAUCUUCCAUAGACUUUUAUAACUAACAUACUAAAGAUAAUGUAUAUUACACAUGUUACAUUUCUCAUCUUGUUUUACAAUAUUUUGUACUGUUAUUCCGUUAAUAUCUGAUAUCGUCAGGGAACACCCUAGGAUAAAGUACUUCUUUUAAACUUUUUAUGUUGUAUACGUGCAUUGAUUUAUAUUGUUCUACUAUAAAUGUGAUACGAAAAAAAAUAGGACAACUCAAAUUUUAGGCUACCCGAUUUCCUAAUAUUAUCCUUGUUGUAAUUUCGUAUUCUCUAUUUUUUUUAAUUUCGUUAUAUUUUGUUACUCCUUAAAUAAUAAUGAACUAUACAAAUAUUUGUAAGAAAUAUGUUUUAGUUCAUGUAUUUUAUAAAUAUUCACGAAAUCUCUAGAACAAAUAUUCUGUACCUUUUUAAAGAUAUUUAAAUGUACAUUAACAAAUGUUUGUACAAUACUGCAUGUAUAUGAUAAUAUUAAACUAUAGGACUUUCGUAGGUCCAUUCCUAACUUAAAAUUUUAAGUCGUAAAUUAAACGUAUUACGUACAUACUAAAAAGAAAGCAUAAGUAAACAACAUGAAUACUUCUCUCUCGUGUACAUCAAGGUCCUGUUAAAUAAGUUGUUUAUUAAUAAUAAACGCCAUCACGCUUGCAA